Fusarium pseudograminearum CS3096 is the source of this 780-nucleotide messenger RNA. RefSeq lists its product as uncharacterized. Gene Ontology annotation, cellular component: cytoplasm; mitochondrion. Lineage: Eukaryota; Fungi; Ascomycota; Sordariomycetes; Hypocreales; Nectriaceae. The coding region runs from base 1 to 780 and encodes 259 amino acids. The transcript has 2 exons. The record is from RefSeq and is a predicted model, not a curated record.
AUGGUAUGGCCAUUCGGAUCAAAUGACUCCAACAAGGAAGAGGCCAAGCGGCGCUCCGUCUCGUGGACAAAUACAAUAGCCCGCCUCAGAUCAGAUCCUUUCGAUGCAGCACAGGCAUGGGCGCCCAUGGUACUGUUUCCACUGGCAGGCAUGGCAGCUCUUCAACUGUACGCAAACUAUGUUCGUCGGAUACCAGGGGCAGCAUAUGUGCGCCCCAACUUCUUCCGAAACAGAAGCAUCUAUGGUCGGGUUACCAGCGUCGGUGAUGGAGACAACUUCCAUCUGUUCCACACUCCGGGUGGUCGUUAUUUGGGAUGGGGCUGGCUAAGGAAAAUUCCCGAAGCUCGCAAGGACCUAAAAGACCGGACGAUCCCGAUCCGCAUCGCUGGUGUCGACGCUCCGGAAUGCGCCCACUUCGGGAAGCCAGCACAACCUCAUUCAGCUGAGGCCCUCGCAUGGCUAAGAAAGUACCUUCUCAAACGCAACGUUAGAGCAUACGUCUGGAGGAAGGACCAGUACGACCGAAUUGUUGCGACAGUGUACACGCGACGGUGGCUGUUUCGAAGGGACGUAGGUCUUGAGAUGAUCAAGGCUGGUAUAGCGACGACGUACGAAGCUAAGCAAGGGGCGGAGUUUGGGGGAAGACAGAAAAUGUACGAAGAGGCUGAAGCUAAAGCUAAGCAGAAUCGAAAGGGAAUGUGGUCUGGCAAGGCCAAAGAUUUCGAGAGCCCAAGAGCUUACAAGACAAGGUGGGCUGGAACUGACAAAACCGGCACUUGA